Schizosaccharomyces cryophilus OY26 is the source of this 7334-nucleotide messenger RNA. RefSeq names its product U5 snRNP complex subunit Spp42. NCBI's taxonomy places the organism in Eukaryota, Fungi, Ascomycota, Schizosaccharomycetes, Schizosaccharomycetales, Schizosaccharomycetaceae. Gene Ontology annotation, molecular function: U5 snRNA binding; protein binding; U2 snRNA binding. Gene Ontology annotation, cellular component: U5 snRNP; catalytic step 2 spliceosome. The record is from RefSeq and is a predicted model, not a curated record. Gene Ontology annotation, biological process: mRNA splicing, via spliceosome; spliceosomal tri-snRNP complex assembly. The coding region runs from base 7 to 7086 and encodes 2359 amino acids. The transcript has a single exon.
GCAUAAAUGGCGUCGUUACCACCGGGGAAUCCACCUCCUCCGCCUGGAUUUGAGCCUCCAAAUCAACCUCCUCCACCUCCUCCUGGAUAUGUAAAAAAGAAAAAGCCAAAAGUACCAGCUCCUGGCGGUAAUUUAGAAAAGCAACUAAGUGAGCGUAACCGAAAAUGGGGCGCUUCCCAAAAAAGCAAGUUUGGACCCAAAAGGAAGCAAGGAUUUGUUCAAACAGAAAAGGCAGAUCUUCCUCCUGAACACUUGCGUAAAAUUAUGAAGGAACGCGGUGAUAUGGCAUCUAAAAAAUUUCGUGCAGAUAAGCGCUCCUACUUGGGUGCACUGAAGUAUUUGCCUCAUGCUGUUUUAAAAUUGCUUGAAAAUAUGCCAAUGCCAUGGGAAGAGUACAGAGAUGUACGGGUUUUAUACCAUGUUACAGGUGCCAUCACAUUUGUGAAUGAAAGUCCUCGCGUAAUUGAACCACAUUAUAUAGCUCAAUGGGGAAGUAUGUGGGUUAUGAUGAGAAGGGAAAAGCGUGAUAGGAAAAAUUUUAAACGUUUACGAUUCCCUCCGUUUGAUGAUGAGGAACCACCAUUCUCAAUUGAUCAAUUAUUAGACUUGGAACCUUUGGAAGGCGUGCGGAUGGACUUAGAUGAAGAAGAAGACGCACCGGUGUACGAUUGGUUUUAUGAUACCCGUGCUCUUGAGGAUACGCCUCAUAUUAAUGGACCUACUUACAGAAAAUGGCGAUUGAGUCUGCCGCAAAUGGCAAAUUUGCAUCGUUUAUCCUAUCAACUUUUGAGUGAUUUAAGAGAUGAUAAUUAUUUUUAUUUGUUUAAUGAUCAAAGUUUUUUCACUGCUAAAGCUUUGAAUGUGGCAAUACCUGGUGGACCCAAGUUUGAACCGUUAUAUAAAGAUGAAGCCCCAGAAACUGAAGAUUGGAAUGAAUUCAAUGAUAUUUAUAAACUUAUUAUUAGACAACCGAUUCGAACCGAAUACAGAAUAGCUUACCCAUUUUUGUAUAAUUCGAGGGCUAGGAGUGUCGCACUGAGUGAAUAUCAUCAGCCAACGAAUGUAUUCAUUCCACCAGAGGAUCCAGAUUUACCUGCAUUUUUUUGGGAUCCAUUAAUUAAUCCAAUAACCUCACGUCAGUUACGAUCCCAACAACUUACAGUCUCACAUGAAGAUGAAACACUUAAUGAUGAAGAAGACCUUGAGGUUCCUUUCGAUCCUUUCUUCGUUGACGAAGACUUGGAGUUCGAACAUACUGCUAGCGCAUUGACGUUAUGGUGGGCUCCACAUCCUUUCAAUAAACGCUCUGGUAAUACCAAACGAGCACAGGACGUACCACUGGUAAAGCAAUGGUAUUUGGAACAUUGCCCUCCGAACCAACCGGUGAAAGUCCGUGUUUCUUAUCAAAAGUUGUUAAAGUCGCAUGUUAUGAAUAAGCUUCAUACACCUCAUCCAAAGCCACAUACAAACAGAAAUUUGUUCAGGCAAUUGAAAAACACAAAAUUUUUCCAGAGCACAACGAUCGACUGGGUUGAAGCUGGUCUUCAGGUUUGUCGUCAAGGUUACAACAUGCUUCAGUUAUUAAUCCACCGCAAGGGACUUACUUAUUUGCAUCUGGAUUAUAACUGUAAUUUAAAACCCACUAAGACCCUUACCACCAAGGAAAGAAAGAAGUCGAGGUUUGGUAAUGCUUUUCAUUUGAUGCGUGAAAUUCUUCGACUUACGAAGUUGAUCGUAGAUUCUCAUGUACAGUAUCGUUUGGGAAAUAUCGAUGCUUACCAGCUAGCUGAUGGAUUACAUUACACCUUCAACCAUAUUGGUCAACUAACUGGUAUGUACCGUUAUAAAUACCGCUUAAUGAGACAGAUCCGAGCUUGUAAGGAUUUAAAGCACUUAAUCUAUUAUCGUUUCAAUACUGGACCUGUUGGUAAAGGACCUGGGUGUGGAUUCUGGGCUCCAAGUUGGCGUGUAUGGCUUUUCUUUUUGAGAGGCAUCGUUCCUCUGUUAGAACGUUGGUUGGGUAAUUUACUUGCUAGGCAAUUUGAAGGUCGUCAUGCCACCGGAGUUGCUAAGCAAGUUACAAAGCAACGUGUUGAUUCUCACCAAGACUUGGAAUUGAGAGCUGCUGUUAUGAAUGAUAUUUUGGAUAUGAUUCCUGAAGGCAUUCGUCAAGGUAAAAGCAAGACAAUUUUACAACAUUUGAGUGAAGCUUGGAGAUGCUGGAAAGCAAACAUUCCAUGGAAAGUUCCAGGCUUACCAGCUCCUAUUGAGAACAUGAUCCUUCGCUAUGUAAAAUCUAAAGCCGAUUGGUGGACAUCGGUUGCUCACUUUAAUCGUGAGCGUAUUCGCCGUGGAGCAACUGUCGACAAGACAGUAGCAAAGAAGAAUUUAGGAAGAUUGACCAGAUUAUGGUUGAAGGCUGAACAGGAAAGACAACACAAUUAUCUUAAAGAUGGUCCUUACGUUACAGCUGAUGAAGCUGUUGCUAUCUAUACCACGGUUGUUCAUUGGUUGGAGAGCCGUCGCUUUCAGCCGAUUCCCUUUCCUCCAUUAUCAUAUAAACAUGAUACCAAACUUUUAGUUUUGGCUUUGGAAAGACUUAAAGAGGCGUAUUCGGUAAAAGGUCGCUUAAAUCAAUCUCAACGAGAGGAAUUAGCAUUAGUUGAACAAGCUUAUGACAAUCCUCAUGAAAUGUUGUCCCAAAUAAAAAGACGGUUACUUACAAUGCGAACUUUUAAAGAAGUUGGCAUUGAAUUUAUGGAUAUGUACUCGCAUCUAAUUCCAGUAUAUUCUGUCGAUCCAAUGGAAAAGAUUUGUGAUGCAUACUUGGACCAAUACCUUUGGUUUGAGGCAGACCGUCGUCAUUUAUUCCCUUCUUGGAUCAAGCCUGGCGACUCCGAACCUCCUCCGCUCCUUGUAUACAAGUGGUGUCAGGGUAUCAAUAACUUAAGUGAUGUUUGGGAAACUGAAAAUGGUGAAUGUAAUGUAUUAAUGGAAUCAAGUUUAUCAAAGGCUUUUCAAAAAGUUGAUUUAACUCUUUUAAAUCGACUUCUGUCAUUACUUAUGGAUACUAAUCUUGCAUCCUAUGCAAGUGCUAAAAACAAUGUUGUUUUGUCUUACAAAGAUAUGUCUCAUACUAACUCAUACGGACUAGUCCGCGGACUUCAAUUUUCAAGUUUCAUCUGGCAAUUUUAUGGACUUGUGCUGGACUUACUCAUUCUUGGCCUCCAAAGAGCUACUGAAAUUGCCGGGCCUCCUGAAUUGCCUAACGACUUUUUACAUUUCAAAGAUAAGGCUACGGAGACAAGGCAUCCAAUUCGUUUAUAUACAAGAUAUAUUGAUCGUAUUUACAUAAUGUUCAGAUUUAGUGCGGACGAAGCUCGUGAAUUGAUCCAACGGUUUUUGAACGAAAAUCCUGAUCCUACGAACAGCAAUGUCGUAAAUUAUUCAAAGGGAAAGAAAAAUUGUUGGCCAAGAGAUGCUCGGAUGCGCCUUAUGAAGCAUGAUGUUAAUUUAGGCCGUGCAGUAUUUUGGGAAAUACGCAAUCGUUUGCCUCGUUCUUUGACUACCUUAGACUGGGAAGAUACAUUCCCAAGUGUUUACAGCAAAGAUAAUCCCAACUUAUUAUUCGCGAUGGCUGGCUUUGAAAUACGAAUACUCCCUAAGGUUCGACAAAUUGAGGAAUUUACUUUGAGAGAUGGCGUAUGGAAUUUGUCCAAUAAUUUAACUAAAGAACGGACAGCGCAGGCAUUUAUUCGCGUCACUGAUGAAGAUAUAAAGAAAUUCAGUAAUCGUAUCCGUCAAAUUCUUAUGUCUUCUGGUUCGACCACAUUUACCAAAAUUGCUAACAAAUGGAAUACGGCUUUAAUCGCUUUAAUGACUUAUUAUCGUGAGGCUGCAAUUUCAACUCCAGAAUUGUUAGACGUAUUGGUGAAAUGUGAGUCAAAAGUCCAGACUCGGGUGAAAAUUUCCCUUAACUCUAAAAUGCCUAGUCGUUUUCCACCAGCAGUAUUUUAUUCACCAAAAGAACUUGGUGGAUUAGGCAUGCUUUCAAUGGGUCAUGUUUUAAUACCACAAUCUGAUUUACGCUGGUCCAAACAAACUGAUACUGGUAUUACUCAUUUCCGAAGCGGUAUGACUACGAAUGGGGAACAUUUGAUUCCUAAUCUAUAUCGCUAUAUUCAGCCUUGGGAGUCUGAAUUCGUAGACUCUCAGCGCGUAUGGGCUGAAUAUGCAAUGAAAAGACAGGAAGCCUUGCAGCAGAAUCGAAGAUUGACGCUAGAAGAUUUAGAAGAUUCAUGGGACCGUGGUAUUCCAAGAAUCAAUACUCUUUUCCAGAAGGACAGACACACCCUUGCAUAUGACAAAGGUUGGCGUAUUCGAACUGAAUUUAAACAGUAUCAAUUACUUAAAAACAAUCCCUUUUGGUGGACAAGCCAGCGUCAUGACGGAAAACUAUGGCAGUUGAAUAACUACCGUGUAGAUGUCAUUCAAGCUCUCGGUGGUGUUGAAGGUAUCUUAGAACAUACAAUGUUCAAAGCAACUGGUUUUCCUUCAUGGGAAGGUCUAUUUUGGGAAAAAGCUUCUGGUUUCGAAGAGUCAAUGAAAUUUAAAAAGCUAACGAAUGCUCAGCGUUCAGGAUUAAACCAAAUUCCUAACCGAAGAUUUACUUUAUGGUGGAGUCCAACAAUUAACCGAGCCAAUGUGUAUGUCGGUUUUCAGGUUCAAUUGGAUUUGACUGGUAUUAUGAUGCAUGGAAAGAUUCCUACGUUGAAGAUUUCCCUUAUUCAAAUUUUCCGAUCUCAUCUUUGGCAGAAAAUCCAUGAAUCAGUCGUUUGGGACCUUUGCCAAGUAUUUGACCAAGAAUUAGAAUCUUUGCAAAUAGAAACUGUUCAGAAAGAAACAAUUCACCCGAGAAAGAGUUACAAAAUGAAUAGCUCUUGUGCCGAUAUAUUGUUGUUUGCUGCAUAUAAGUGGAACGUUUCACGCCCGUCUCUUCUUAACGAUAAUCGCGACGUCCUUGAUAAUUCAACGACAAAUAAAUACUGGGUAGAUGUGCAGCUUCGUUUCGGUGACUACGAUUCCCAUGAUAUUGAGAGAUACACCCGUGCGAAGUUCUUAGAUUAUAGCACAGAUUCUCAAAGUAUUUAUCCAUCCCCGACAGGUGUUUUGAUUGGUAUCGAUUUGUGUUACAACAUGCACAGUGCUUAUGGUAAUUGGAUUCCCGGAAUGAAGCCAUUGAUUCAACAAAGUAUGAAUAAGAUCAUGAAGGCAAAUCCUGCUCUUUAUGUUUUACGUGAACGUAUUCGCAAAGGCUUACAACUUUAUGCUUCUGAGCCGCAGGAGCAAUAUCUUUCUUCUUCGAAUUACGCAGACUUAUUCAGCAACCAGAUACAACUCUUUGUUGAUGAUACUAAUGUAUACCGUGUAACAAUUCAUAAGACUUUCGAAGGUAAUUUGACUACAAAGCCUAUUAACGGAGCUAUUUUUAUUUUCAAUCCAAGGACUGGUCAAUUAUUCUUGAAGGUUAUUCAUACAUCUGUAUGGGCUGGUCAAAAACGUCUUGGUCAAUUAGCUAAGUGGAAGACUGCUGAGGAGGUCGCUGCUUUGAUUCGUUCAUUACCUGUUGAAGAACAGCCCAAACAAAUCAUUGUUACACGAAAGGGUAUGCUUGAUCCCUUAGAGGUACAUCUUCUAGAUUUUCCAAAUAUAACAAUCAAAGGAAGCGAACUUCAACUUCCAUUCCAAGCUAUUAUUAAGCUGGAGAGAAUAAAUGAUUUAAUUCUUCGUGCCACUGAACCUCAAAUGGUACUUUUCAAUUUAUACGAUGAUUGGCUUCAAUCUGUAUCUUCUUAUACUGCGUUUUCUCGUCUUAUUUUGAUUUUGAGGGCAUUAAAUGUUAAUACUGAGAAGACCAAACUUAUCCUACGUCCUGACAAGUCUAUCAUUACGCAAGCAAAUCAUAUUUGGCCUAGUCUGGAUGACCAACAAUGGCUAGAUGUUGAACCCCAGCUUCGAGACUUAAUUUUGGCAGAUUAUGCCAAGAAGAACAACGUGAAUGUCGCUAGUUUAACUAACUCUGAAGUUCGUGACAUUAUUUUGGGUAUGGCAAUCUCCGCGCCUUCAUUGCAGCGUCAACAGAUUGCUGAAAUUGAAAAACAAGGUCGCGAUAAUGAUCAGGUUACCGCUGUGACAACUAAAACAACUAACAUUCACGGUGAUGAAAUGGUUGUUACUACGACAUCGGCCUACGAAAACGAGAAGUUUUCUAGCAAAACAGAAUGGAGGAACCGAGCUAUUUCCUCUACUAAUCUUCAUCUUCGAACGAAGAAUGUCUAUGUCAACUCUGAUAACAUAAGUGAAGUUGUUCCUUACACUUAUGUCUUGCCUCAAAACCUACUUCGAAAAUUUGUGAUGAUCUCAGAUCUUCGUACGCAAGUUGCCGGAAUGCUAUACGGAAGAAGUCCUUCUGAUAACCCAGAAAUUAAGGAGAUUCAUUGUAUUGCAAUGGUUCCUCAAUUGGGUAGCAUAAAAAAUGUACAGAUUCCAUCCAGACUUCCAGAGGAUUUGCAGCUUCCAACUUUAAGUGAUUUAGAGCCUUUAGGAUGGGUUCAUACUCAAAGCUCAGAGUUACCGUACUUAUCUUCUGCCGAUGUAACCACUCACGCAAAGCUAAGCUCCAGUCAUGAGGAUUGGGCUGGAAAAUCGAUAACGUUGACAGUCAGUUAUGUGCCUGGUUCCAUUUCACUAGCAGCGUAUGGACUUACAGAUGAAGGAGUCAAUUGGGGUAGCAACAAUAUGGAUAUUAACAGUGAUGAGGCUGUUGGCUUCAACCCUGAGAUGGGUCAAAAGUGCCAGCUUUUGUUGUCUGAUAGAAUUCAAGGUUUCUUCUUAACUCCUGAGGAGAAUGUGUGGAAUUACAACUUUAAUGGUGCAAGUUUCAGCGGUAAUAUGACUUAUAGCAUGAAAUUGGAUGUUCCAUUGUCAUUCUUUGCUUUGGAACAUAGACCUACGCAUGUGAUAAGUCAUACUGAGAUGGAAGGAAACGAUCAUUUUGAAGAAGACAUGCCUGAUGCAUUCGCUUAAAAAGAAGGCUGUACACCUUUUUGGUGCACAUUGUAAAUUAGGGUUUAUCUGAGUCCUUGUCAAAGGUAAUGAGAAAUGAAAAGUAAAAAGUAACUACAGGAUAAUCUACAACUGUUGAUAAUGUAUAAAAUAUUUAGGUGAUUAAUUUUUAUGAUUUUAGAAAUAUUAUCUACGUUUUGUUGAAUUAAAUUUGUCAUAUAUUUGUUUCUAGCAAGUACCGAAAAAUAAAGUAUCAAUCAAUUCUAAAA